Molecule: messenger RNA, 3451 nt
Organism: Girardinichthys multiradiatus
Lineage: Eukaryota; Metazoa; Chordata; Actinopteri; Cyprinodontiformes; Goodeidae
Gene: vrtn
Product: vertebrae development associated
Exons: 3
Coding region: 382-2487 (701 amino acids)
Biological process (GO): regulation of transcription by RNA polymerase II
Cellular component (GO): chromatin
Source: RefSeq, a predicted model, not a curated record
CUGACAACUAGUUUAAAGACGGAACAAAAAACAAAAAUCCUAAAAAGCACCGAUACCUGCCAACACCCUCGCUCUUAUGGCCCCUAACACAUUGGCUUUUGUUAACACUUCACAUUGAAAUUGACCCUGGCUCAACGUGAGGAGACGGGAAGAAGGAGGUGGAGAGCGGAGGGAGGUAUUUCACAGCGCAGAGAGAGAGGACAGAAAAAAGUAGGAUAAAAAAGCGAUUCAGCGAUUGACAAUUUCCUGAUGGGAGGUUCCGCUUAUCAGCCCCCAAAUCGGAAAGGACACUGGAGCUGCGAGCACUGGAGCUGUGUGGAAUCACUACGACUCAAAAGGUGUAACCUUCCGCCUUGACUGUGCGUGACUUUUCUGAGACACAUGUUAGUCUCUGGGCGCCCAGCUCUCCUCAAGCCUGCAGGCAUGAUCCAAAGGAAUGAGGUCGUGCUGCCCGUCCUGCGAGAGCUCCAGGAGGCCACAGAAAGUUCUGGCCUGGACGCUGUGAAAAGAGUGGCCAUGAAGGUAGAACGGGUCCUCUCUCCUUUCCAGCUCCCCAAAGCCCCCUGUCAGAACUAUCCUGAGUGGGUGCAUGUGGACAAAGCAGCCAGUGCUUUGUACCCUGCUGAUGCACCUCAAGGACUCCUGCCUCUGAGCUGUAAUGGAGAAGGCAACUUACUGUUUGAUGCUGCAAGCACACUACUUGUGGGCAACACUGGACUCAGCUUGGAGCUACAGGUAAGAACUGUGGUAGAAAUGGUGCUGUGGAAGAGAUACUACUUAUCUGGGAAGAUUGAUUCUAAAAUGAUGCUCCAAGCUGUUCGAUUCAGUCUUAGCGCAGAAGAGUCUGAAGAAAUGCUCAACCUGCCUGUGACCGUCCUGGAGGCCAUAUUUGAUGCAGAUGUUAAAGCGUCCUGCUUCCCUGGCUCCUAUGCCAACAUGUGGCAUGUCUACGCCAUGUCAUCUGUCCUUCAGUUCAACAUCUACUCUAUCUACCCCAUGUUCAACCUCAAGAUCAGACCCUAUUUCAAUCGACUAAUACGCCCAAGAACCUGGCCCGAAGACUCUGAGCCACAAACCAUCCACAUAAUGUGGUCCGGGGACAUGCAGUCUGAGUCCUUGUUCAGGCCGAAAUAUUUCGUCUCUCUGGUUCAAGCAAGCUGUCUCAUGAGUAGAAGCCCUGAAAGUCAGGAGAUGUCAUCUCCACACAGGAAUGAGGACCAGCUGAACCAGGAGUCGCUGCUUUCCUACCCAAGUUUGAAGGAUAAGUACAACAUCACCAAGAGGACCUUCUACCGCUGGAAGAGACAGACACAGGAACACUGCAAAAAGUCAGCAACAAGGUAUGAGGCGAAAUACUUCCUCCAGGCCUGCUUCUUGGAGGGCAAGCUCAUUCCUCUGCACCAGUUUAAAGAGUUUUUCCCUGAGAUCUCAAGGUCGUCGUACUACAACUGGAAGCAUGAGCUUCUGAAAUCUGGUGGACAUUUCUCCACAUCUUCCUCAGCUGGAGAGAUUAGCCCUGGAGAGAGCACAGAGCAGGAGAUCUGGUCCUCACCUGAAGCUAAACUAGACGGGUCAGACCACCACGACAGCGUGGCCACCAUGUUUGGCCUUAACCUGGGCAAGCUGGAUGCUGAGAGAGCUCAGAAUGUAGCGCACAUGCAGGAAGCUAAGCGCUAUCUGCAGAACUGCAUUGCCAUGAAUACUUCCUUCCCCUUCAGGAUAUUCAAGAGAAACUUCCCAGGAAUUUCACGAUCAACCUAUUACAACUGGAGAAGAGAAGCUCUGCUCUUUAAUCGGAGAUACAAAGGCACUGUUGGCAGUAGUGAAGACAGCUCAGAUGCUGACAAGAGUCUGAGCCCAAAAGGUCAGUCAUUGGUGCUGCCUGGCCUUUCUCAACCCACUGGACCAAGAAUGAGGGUCUGGAGACGGAAACACAGAAGUUUUAGGCUGGCUUAUCUGGGUAAAAAACAACUAAGAGAAGCUGCAAAGUUGCAUGUUCAGACGUCCAACUGGUCUUUGACUAAAUUCAAGCUCAAGUUCCCCACCAUUUCUUCAUGUUUCUUUUGGCUGUGGCGCAACAGCAAAAACCACAAGACAAAGAAGAUGAUGAUCAUCCAGAGUGUCGAGAUCAAUGUCCCUGAGAGUACGGGGAGUAAAAGCAACAAGAUAAUGGAGAAGCAGGAUGGGCUCCCAUUUGUCCACAUCCCCCAGUACCUGGAAAGGUCCGCUGUGCCUGAUUUUGACGCCCCAAAGUUAAACCAUUCCUUCCCCAGCAGGGUGCCUGUGAAUGAGCAGAUGUUUUCAGUGGAUGUUGUUGCCCUCGCCAACUUCAAGGCCAAAGCCAAGCUCUUCCUUCAGCAACGCUUUGAGGAGAAGUCCUUCCCCACAUACAAAGAGUUUCGGUCCUACUUCCCAUUAACAGCACGCUCAACAUACUACAUGUGGAAGAGAGCUUUGUACCAUGGAGUGUCACUGGUUCAUGGGUAAAUGGGUAAAAACUUAAAACUAAACCAAACUACCUACUGUUAAUUAGCUUAGCAUCCAAAUGCAUUGCCUUUGCUAAUUCCUACCUCCUGGACAUUUGCACAUGUGUGGAAAGAAGAGACGUAGCCAGUCUGUAUAAACCCUGCAUUUUUCCUCACAGGCAAAGGCAGUUCAUAGCUGUUGUUUAGUCGCUUUAUGUUUGAAGCUGUUUUUCUUCCAUUGUCUAGACCCAGACCUUUGUACUUUGGGCUUUUUUUAAUUUUGUUGUUUGAUUGCAUAUUUUGCAUGUGAUAUCUGACCUGAGAACAUUUGCUGCAGUUUGAAAAAAAUUGUUUUUAUUUUUUCUCAGCUAAAAAAAAUAACAUGUAUUUCUUUAUACAGAUUACUCAGACAUCUGAGGUAAGCAGCGAUCAAGUUCCAUUUUGAUCCUUAAGUUACAGAAUGCAAAAAUUCAUGUGAUACAAUGAAGCUUCAGGUGAUUAUUAUGCAGUUUUGGCAUUUAAAUGUCUGUUUUUCAGGAAAUGCGCACAUAAAACUGGUUUUUUUUAACACUAGAUUUGCACUGAAAUGAUAACCAUCACAGUACUGAAUGUAUAGUAUUAACCAUUAUGCACAUGUUUUAAGUGGUUUUUAAUUUCUGUUUUCGAGGGGAAGAAACUUGAAUCUGAAUUUAGAUGAUGUUUUAUUUUUCUACUCUGCAUCAUUUUAAAACUACCUAUUUCCCAGGAAGGGUGCAAGAUUUGUCUGGAUGAACUCCUGUUUUGUACUGGUCUUUACACAUAUGUUUUCUUUUUUUUAAACCAGCCAGUGCAGUAAACCUGAAUUGUUUCAUUUUACAUUUAUACUCCAUGUAUUUAUUUUUUUUGAUCAUUGUGUGCAUGAAACACUAGCAAGAAUUUUCAACUGCUAGAUGAGUAGAUCUGUAGUCUUCGUCUAUAUAUCAAUAAAAAGUCAACAAACAUCAAAA